UCCUUCGUUCCGUUGAAGAGUAUGGCAGAACCUACCACAAGUAUAAACAAGGGAGGUACCUUAUGCCUAACGAUGAGGUAAGUUAACUGCAACCCGGCCCCUUAAACCCAGCUGACGUCGCAUAUCAUGCAGCAAGAACAGCAAAGACUUGAACUUCAACAUUACAUAUAUAAAGUAGCACUCGGUGGGCGCCUUCACCUAGCCCCAGUGGAAAACCCAAAUAGGGUUAUUGAUAUUGGAACCGGCACGGGUGUAUGGGCUGUGGAGUUUGCGGAUUCCAACCCACAGAGCGAUGUCCUCGGCACAGACUUGAGUCCCAUGCAAUCCUCGUAUACAGCCCCAAACUGCCGCUUCGAAAUCGACGAUAUCGAGGACGACUGGAUUUUCAACCAUAAAUUUGAUUACAUCCACGGCAGAUCCAUAUCCACGCAUAUGAGGAACGUGCCGAGACUCUGUGCUGCCAUGCUCAACAACCUGAAUCCUGGCGGCUGGGCUGAACUCCAAGAUGUGAUUGCCGAAUUCAAGACUUUCGACCGCACGAUAGAGGGAACCGCACUGCAACAAUGGAACCGCCUCAUGGUGGAAGGGGUGAGGAACUUGGGACGCGACAUGCGCGCAGCCCGCUCCAACAAGCGGCGGAUGGAGGAAGCAGGGUUUCAAAACAUCGUGGAACAUAGAUUGCCCAUCCCCGUGAACCACUGGCCCAGGGGCGCACAACACAAGAACCUCGGCAGGGAUCAAAUGAGAAGCGCUCUCGAUGGCAUUCAAGCUCCAACAAUUCAGGUCUUAUCCAAAGGGCUGGGCUGGUCGAGGGAGGAGGCAGAGGUGUUUCUCAUAAAUGUUCGAAAAGAAAUCCAGAACCCACAUAUUCAUUCAUAUUUUGAAAUGAUUGUCGUUUUUGGCCAGAAGCUACCAAGGUAGAGAGGACGACAGUGGGACGGAUAACAGAGAUACGGAAGGAACAUUUCUCUCGAGCAUUUAGGACGUCAUUUGAAUACAUCGGGUAGAUUGCAUAAGUAGCAGAUGCACGGACGGAUGCAAUCUGCCACUGUCAUCUAUACCUCUACGCAUCAU
Molecule: messenger RNA, 1074 nt
Organism: Pseudomassariella vexata
Lineage: Eukaryota; Fungi; Ascomycota; Sordariomycetes; Amphisphaeriales; Pseudomassariaceae
Product: S-adenosyl-L-methionine-dependent methyltransferase
Exons: 7
Coding region: 127-921 (264 amino acids)
Molecular function (GO): methyltransferase activity
Source: RefSeq, a predicted model, not a curated record